AUGGGUUCCGAACAAAAGCCGACGAAAAGGCUAGUCGCCAGUUGUGUGAAGGGAUUCUUCAAUCUACUCGGAUUACUAUCGCCGUUCACCAUCCACGGCAAUAUCAUCAUCCAGCACCUGUGGCGGUCCAAGUGCGAUCCCAAUUCCUGGGAGCUGUGGAAGCACGAACACAGUUACGGCUGCGUAGCAUAUCUGCGAGCAGUCAUCGUCGGAAAUGCCCACUACAGCCUGAUGAUGUCCAGGACUAAAAUGGCACCGGUCAAACGGCAAGCGAUUCCCCGUCUGGAGAUGAUGGGCAUCAUAAUGGGGGCCCUAACCGUUCUGGACACGCACUCCUAUCAAAUCAACCGCACCGUUUUCUAG
Messenger RNA from Aedes albopictus (Asian tiger mosquito), 363 nucleotides. RefSeq lists its product as uncharacterized. The record is from RefSeq and is a predicted model, not a curated record. NCBI's taxonomy places the organism in Eukaryota, Metazoa, Arthropoda, Insecta, Diptera, Culicidae. The transcript has 2 exons. The coding region runs from base 1 to 363 and encodes 120 amino acids.